AGCCAGUGAAUAUCCUACUUAAUUUCAACUUGACUGCACAGUUGGCAGUACUUACUCUGUUGGUUCCUUGCAACACAAUAUCUUUGUCUUCGUUGUUGUCGUCGCUCGGAUCAUCAGUCAGCCACCGCACUUAAAUCCGCGUCUAUCAGCAGUGCAACCCAACACUUUUUGACAGCCGACGUCGCUGUCUCUCAUAUUUCAUUGAAAAAUUCAAUGCGGACAUAAUACUCGCUCUGCCAUCGCCUGUCCAAUUGUUACCAAGGUGUUUAUGCCCUGUGGCGGCGCAGACUUUCCGUUUUCGAGGUCGUGUGAUUGAAUCUACUGGAAGACCUCUCGCAGAGAGCUCUACAUUCCAGGGAAGAGUCCCCUCGCAAGAGGAUAAAGCUAUCCACGGUCUCAGAUUCGAGCGCAGACAGCCAUCCGAAGAAGAUGGAGGAAGGCUAUACGAAUGGUCGCAACCAUGCGCAAUUCCUACAACACAUACUUCAGAACGGACACUCGAGCGACACGAUAUCGCGUGCAACAUCUCCAGGUUUUGGAUUUAGCUCCAAUGGAAUCAAUUCCGAGAAGGAGAAGCGGUACCUCCCGCGAACCUACCCCUACUUCGAGCUAUUACCAUACAAAGUUGAGGAGGAAGCGGAACGGAGUGCGGCAUUAGAAGAGAUAUUAAGGCAGCUUUAUAUUGCCGUCAAGGCGGAAGACAUAUCACCAGGCGCUGUGCAUUGGACGAGAGAGCUUCGAGGAUGGCUGAAUCUCAAAUUCGAGAUCUCGCGAGAGCUGCGAGUGAAGCUUGUCAAGAUGUAUUACAUGCUAGCUUUAGCUCCCGGGAUGGACUGGGUAGCUACAGAUAGAUUUGAGAGCAUGUUUAGAUUUCUGAUAAAGAAAAAACAUUACCUUAAGCCUGGGGAGGAUCUGUUACUCGAUUGGCGACCACUAUGGAAAGAGAUCAAAUCCAUUGUAUUACCAUCCGAAAUGGCUACAAAUCAGGGAGGACGCAAACGAAGCCACAAGAACAUUGCCAACAUGUGUGCUUUUGCAGCCCAAUACUUUGAUCCUAGGGAACGGCAGGCUAUGUUGGAGGAGGUUCUACCAUACUUCAGUACUUCCGACAUAACAGGAGCUUUCAUUGUACUUGGUACAUUAAACUUCCUCAUGCCGACACACCCUGCUCCAAAUGAGCCUGGCCAGCUCCAACCCCAAGAUUAUCUUCCAACUUUCUUCCAUUUAUGGUCGCUGGUCAACCGCUCGAAGGCUGUUGACAAUAUCUUCUUCGACCUCUUUUCAAGAUUAGCUCGAGACUCUUUAAGCAGUGGCCACGUUGAGUUUUCGGAAUUUGGUAUCUUCACGAAAGACCAAUCAGACCUCAUCUUCACUGCUCUGUUACGUUUGACUGAGAUUCCUGUCGGCCAAGCAUCAUCACCGUAUAGCGGCAUGGUUGAUCUUGGCGCGGGUCUUGGCAUGUACCUGGAGAGAGACAAGAAGAAGGCACCGGUAGGAUAUUCUAUUGCGCGAUGGAUUGUUAUGUCCUUAUCGCCAUUAUGUAUAGACAAACCGGGCUCAAUCCUCUCGAAUCUUGAAGGCCUAAUGGUGUCUAUCGACACAUUUUUCCAUCCAUCAAAUAAUGGUGCCUGGACGGAUAUGCUAGCUCAAAUCGUCUUUCACCUCGUUGACUUCUUCGUUAUGCGCUGGAAUCGAGAGCAGAGUGGAGAGUUAGACACUCCUCCCGAGCGUCGUAUCAACGAUGCCUUGAAGAGAAGAUUCGUUCUGAGCUUGAAAGAAGUUAUGUUCAUGGGAUUAUUCUCCAAGAAGGCGAAAUCUCUGAAUGCUUAUUUUGGAGCGAUACAAGGCCUAUCUUAUCUUGAACCGCAUCUGAUAUUGCCUGGCGCCCUUCAGCGCUUCUACCCUUCCCUUCAGGGACUGGUGGAAGUACAUCGAACACAAUCUUCGCUUUGCGGGCUCCAACUAUGCGCCAAUGUGCUAACCAAGCACAAAGGUUUGCGAUGUCACGUUACCGCGUUACUCGCCUUGGCAUUACCUGGUAUCGAUGCAAAUGAUCUGACGAAGACCAUGCAUACCUUGGAUUUCAUUAAGUCUGUGGCAUACAGUAUUCCGUUUGUCGACCUCACAAAGGAGCAUAGCGAGAUCCACGAUUCAUCCUUGGCUAUUCAAUGGGUACAAGGCGAAAUGGAGCGAAUGGAGAGAGAGGGUCCAAACAUUGAGAUUGACUACAGGACUGAGCUAAGCAAUGAAGAUGAGGCCAAUAUUCUGCGAUCAUCUACAGCUGGUUUCGGGGAUUUUGUGUUGUCUUUACUUGGGAGAAUCUUCACUCUUCUAGAGAACCUACCGGAACUCUCUCGGGCACGCUCUGGAUCCCCUGAGGAGAGUGUCAUCAACACUUUACCCGCAGCAUUGACCCCUCUAUUCGCUUCGCUCUCCCCUGAGAUCUUCGACAUGGCUCUGGAAAAGGUUGCUACUUUUGUGGGAGGACAUGUGGUCCACCAGGCUCGAGAUGCAAUGGCUUUCAUUUGCAAUUCGCUUUGCAAGGCCAACCCAGAAAAGACCCUCAAGAUCUUCAUUCCCAUGCUAAUUGUUGGUAUUCGCAAUGAGAUUGACUAUAACGACGCCGCAUCGGAUAGAAGUAGCGGCAGUGACGUGCUUCCCCGAGAUCGUGCCCUGGUGUGGCACAUCAGCAUGCUGAGCAUGAUCAUUGUUCACAUUGGUGAUGGCCUCAUGCCAUACAAGAAGGAGCUUUUUGAUAUUGCUCUGUAUAUGCAGGAGAAGUGCCGCGGCAUCCCAACGAUUCACAUCUCCAACUACAUCCACCACUUACUCCUUAACUUGACUCUGAUCUACCCAGUGGAUGGUUCUUUGUACGAACCAGAGGUCUUCAAGAGAGGUCUAGAUGUGGAAGACUGGGGCAGAAUGACCAAGCCAACAGAGCUCACCAUCAACUGGCAUUAUCCUUCCGAUGCAGAGAUUGAGCUCGCGGUCGAGUUAUUCGAGUCCCAGGUCAAGACUGCAAUCGAACGGCUCACAAACUUGACGGGUCCGAAUCCAGCUGUUAGCAGAAAGGGGAAGAAUAAAGAGUGGUCAGACGAAGUUUCACGGAACCUGGCACAAUUGCGACUCAUCACUUCAGGUAUCGCUACGUUGUUUGACCCCAAGAAAGCUUCAGGUCAACUUGACAGGGGACAUGACCAUGAUGGUGACAUCCCCAUGAACGGAGAAGCUGCGAAUGGAGAUGACGAAAGUGACGAAGACAACCCACUUGCUGAGGCCGCAGAGGAUGAGGAAACCAGACCUCAAUUCCAUUAUAGGGCUGGUUAUCUCUUGGAGAGAAAUAGUGCCACAUAUCUUCACAUCCACAAAUUACGCGAGGAUGUGGGUCAACUCUUGUCCAGAAUUCAUGGGUUCUUGACCCAGCACCAAGAAGAUGAUGUGGCGUGCUUCACUGCGCUGUACCAGGCUUACAGAACCUGGAUCACGGAUGUGGGUAACGAGCGAUCAGCCCACAUGUAUGAACGGGUCAGCAAACUCUAUGAUGCAGACGUUCGCGCUUUCAAAGUCACCGGAUUGCGAAAAGUAUAUCCAAGACCUCUAUUGAUCAAGCGAGCCGGGAUCUACCACUUCCACAGAGCUAAACAUAACUCGUCUGCUCGACACAAAUCUGACCUCGAUAAGAAGCUGCUCCUUGAGCUCGCUUCGUCUUCUGUAUCCCUGUAUGCAGAAGUUCGUAUCAAUGCACAAUCGGCACUUGAGUCUGCUCUGAAGAGCCUUAUCGGAGGACGUCCUCUAGUUAUUCCACCUCUCUUAAGCACAUUCAGAAAAGCUCUAGAUGAGAACGACUUUGAUCGCAUUAAAGGCUCCAUCUUUGCUUUGCUCUACGGAAGCUUGACAAAAACCAUGUCCAAGGAUUGGCGUUUCGCCCCUGAGUUAAUUGAUCUAUACAUCAAAACGGUUACAGUAGACAAGCCAUCCAUACAAAAACUCAGCAAUCAGGUCUUAUACGGUGGACUUCUUGACUUUGGCAAAUCUCUCGAGAACUUCCUUGUCAUAGAUCAUGAGCUUGUGGGUAUCUUCGAGCCUAGAUUUGAUUGCUCGGAAAAGAUUUCCGCCAGGCACAAAUUCAUUCUGGAAAGACGAGAUAAAGUAGAGGAGAAGAAAUCAGCAUUAGCUUUGAAGCUGAUUGAGACGAGCAAGAAUUCCCAUUGGAAGAUAGCUGGCCGAUGCACUCUCUUCAUUCUCAAUGCAGGUGUUCGGGUUCAGAGCAUUGCACCGCCGUCUUUAGUCGAGAUAGCUAUCAACGGUGCCAUCAAUGACCACCCAGGACUUCGCGCCAGCUACGCCGAAGCCAUGUUGCGCAUUUUCAAUCAUCUAGAAACUCGAGCAGUCUAUGGCCAUAGCGUUGAGAACUUUGUGCGCGAGAUUGAGAAUCCCGUUAACCGCGUCGAAGUGACAGUUCCGAAGGAUGAUCCGAACUGGACCCAGAAAUUUCUGGAAGCAUUUGCCAAGCCGGAGAUACCUGAAUACUUUGUCGACAGGGACUUUCCAGGGUGGCUUGUCUGGGGAAAGAAGUUCAGAGCAACUAAAGGCCAUCCAGUUGACUUCGAAGACUAUGACGAUCUCGAGAACUCCAUCAGGAAUCAGAUGGGGGCACUUCUGACUCGGGAAUGGUAUCAGAAGUACUUCGGUUACAUGAAACAAGAACCACGGGAUUCGACUGCAGACCGAUUCAGAGUUCACAAUGCCGCACUUCUCAUCCAGACCUUUGAUCUUACAUUUAGUGGAGUUACUUCUGCAACCUUUGAAGAUAUCAAAGACUUGGUCAAGGCAACUUUCGAAGAUGGCAGCGACAAGCAUCAGCACCGUGCUACAGCGGAAAUCAUGGCAGCCCUGCUUCUCUCACCCCUUGAGCGAGACCUGAAAGUCCGAAACAAAGUAUGGGCGUACGCAGUGCCUAUCAUGUUGGAUGUCUUCGCUGAUGGACUUACUCCUGAGAACAUUACGUACUGGAUGACUUGCUUGCAUAUGAUCAUUGGAGGCAGAGAUCCCCGACAAGCCCAUGAGAUCAUUGACAGACUCGCUUCCUUCCGACUCGACAUGUCAUCCAAUGCAGCAUUCAAGGAAAGCAGCAAAGUCCAGCUUCUGGAAUUCGCCAUUCAAGAUGCUGGAUGGCAUUUCAGAUUAGAGAAGCCUAUCCUAGACGACUUCCUGGCUCAUAUCGAUCAUCCGUACAAGGCGGUACGAGAAUCAGUCGGACGCACAAUCGCCUCUAUCUACCGCACACGCUAUUAUGAAGCAUUCAAGGAUGUUGACACCCUGUUGAAAGAGAACAAGGCGUCUUCCUCCAUCGGCGUCAAGCCAUAUGUCCCAGAAGAGCAGUAUUCAGCAAAGAUUAAGGAUGUCUUCAAUCGACUUGAGGUGUGGCGUGGGGAGCGAACACCUGGUCAACAGACACCGUCGUCGUAUACCUCAGGAAGCAAGACUGUUUUGCUUUGGCUUGACACAACAUUGCAGUCCUACGAGUGCACGCAACUGCUCGACUUCUUCCCAGAUGUGUUUAUGGAGCAACUCUUACACAUGAUGGACGUAAAGGAAGAUCCCGAACUUCAGAGAUUGGCAUAUCUGGUUUACCGCCAUCUGCCCAAUGUUCCUUUCCGCGCAGGUGAAGAUGGUGAAUUCAUAUCAGCUCUUAUCCGCAUCGGCAAAGUAUCGACAUCAUGGCACCAACGUCUGAGAACUUUGAUCAAUAUGCAGUGCAUCUAUUUCCGCCGUAUAUUCCUCAUCAAGCCCGAGCAACAGCAAGCCCUUUUCGCUGCUGUCGCAGACAUGCUUGAAGACACUCAACACGAGGUCCGUUCUGGCGCUGCUACAACUUUGUCGGGCAUGAUUCGAUGCUCGCCUGUUGCCCUCAGGAACAACAUACUAUCUGCAUUACGAAAGAAGUUCACGAAUGCAUUAUUGAAGAAUCCAAUGCCGAAGAAGUCGCCUGGCACGAGUACACCAGUCAACACAAACCAGCAGGUCAUUCGUCGGCAUGCCGCUGUGCUUGGUCUUGGUGCUCUGGUCACUGCAUUCCCCUACGUGACUCCACCUCCAGACUGGAUGCCUGAGAUUUUGGCCCUGCUCGCUUCGAGAGCAGCAAACGAUGCAGGUGCAAUUGGGAAGACGGUGAAGACCAUAUUAGCGGACUUCAAGAAGACGAGACAGGAUACCUGGGUUACUGAUCAAAAGUACUUCACACCGGAACAGCUAGAGGAUUUAGAAGGGGUGUUGUGGAAAUCGUACUUUGCAUAGUUCGUCGUCGUUCAUUGAUAUGGAAACGGGUUACACGCAUAGGAUAAGGAGUUUUCUGGUUUUCUUGCCUGUGUCUGUAUUAUGCUGCUCAAGGUUGGGGACGGGUGGUGCUUGAGGCUCGUUCAUUGCGAGGUGUGCUGGCGCUCGCUGGUACCGGCUUAAUGGUUUAUGUUGCAUCGUUAGCAUUGAGUACUUGUACAGGAAUGAGAAAUGACCGCUUUCAAAGAUGAGAAGUGUUAAAUACAAUUGCG
Messenger RNA from Mollisia scopiformis, 6548 nucleotides. RefSeq lists its product as uncharacterized. Gene Ontology annotation, molecular function: proteasome binding; peptidase activator activity. The transcript has 4 exons. Gene Ontology annotation, cellular component: cytosol; nucleus. NCBI's taxonomy places the organism in Eukaryota, Fungi, Ascomycota, Leotiomycetes, Helotiales, Mollisiaceae. The record is from RefSeq and is a predicted model, not a curated record. Gene Ontology annotation, biological process: proteasomal ubiquitin-independent protein catabolic process. The coding region runs from base 430 to 6297 and encodes 1955 amino acids.